AAUUUCACAUUUCCCCAAAACAACCACUCUGCCCUGUCUUCCCGCUGCAUUUUGUUAAAACCAUCGCCUUUUUUAUUGCGAUAGGUAGCUUUCUCAGUGGCAAAGUUGCCCACGAUGGACUCAAAGCGAGAUAAAGACCAAGAUGCAGACUGCGAGAAGAUAACUGCUGUGCUGCUCAAGUCACGUACAGGAGAAUUUGAUUUGGAGUCGAUACUGUUUCUCAAAUUGAGAGGUCUUGGAAUACAUGAUCUCGGAUGCAUUGGGGAGUGUGUGAAUUUAGAAAAACUGGACCUCUCUGGAAAUAACAUCACAAAUUUAGCUCCUCUCGCAUCUCUUCGGCUUCUCUCCGUCCUCUGUUUGUCUAAUAACAGGAUUCCCAAUUUAGAGCCCCUGCGCAGUUGUGACAGUUUACAGAACUUAAACUUGGCUGGUAAUAAUAUAUCCAGCAUUGAGAACCUUCACUGCCUUCAGCCUUUGAGAAAGCUAGAAAAUAUACGUCUUAAAGACAACACUUAUAAUUACACUAAUCCAGUUUGCAGGAACACGUCAUAUAGAAAUCUAGUUCUUGAGAUGUUCCCCAACAUCAAGGUGCUGGAUGGAGAGAGAGUGGUUGGACGUGGCAGUGACUUGUACCAGUUAUGCAAAGACAUUGAUGAGACCAUCAAAGCUGGUUUAUACAAGAAUGGACAGCUUGUUGAACAUCCUGAUUGCAAACCAUGGGUGGAGGAUAAUUACUGGGAGAUAAAAAGAUCAAACAAUGCCAUUAUUGAAGAAGCAUACAAACAGUUUAAUGACGUACUUCAUGAAUGCAGACUCCUCAACAACAGAGCGACUCAUGUCAUUUCCCAAACUGAAAGAUCUAUGAGCCUGAAAAAGCAGCCUAAGCAGUAUGCUAUCUAAGUUGGGCUGUUUUGAACGCAUUUGUGUGCAAGUUUUUGUUGUAUGAUAUACCAUGGCUAGUGUACUGUAGCUUUUUAUGAAAUUACUAAGCUGUAUCCAAAUGCUUGAUCAGUAUCAUUGCCAGACACAUGCUUUGUGUUGCGGUGUGAGGCAUUUGUUGAAAUUCUAUCUCAUCCUAUGCAUUGCGUAUCAGACGAUACAUGUAAGUGGUUUUAAAAACCUUUAUCCAUACUGACACCCCUCAGUUUGGUUCAAAGAUGUCUUUACUUGCACAGUGUGCAUUUUGUACCAUCUUGUAGCCUGCAUUUAUGCUGAGUGCUAUGCUGCUUAAGAAUUUCUAUAGGUUUUAAGUAAUUAAGAGCUGUUUUCCAUUUUGCAUUGCUGACUGAUUUUGGGAGUUAAUGUGCCCCAUGCUGUAUGCUUUCUAUGUCAGUUGAACUUUUGCAAAAAGUGACCGAUUGUUUCAGCUGUUUCUACUUGUUUUAUACCAUAAAGUUUAUUAUGUGUACAA
Molecule: messenger RNA, 1411 nt
Organism: Centropristis striata (black sea bass)
Lineage: Eukaryota; Metazoa; Chordata; Actinopteri; Perciformes; Serranidae
Gene: lrrc61
Product: leucine rich repeat containing 61
Exons: 9
Coding region: 115-900 (261 amino acids)
Biological process (GO): outer dynein arm assembly
Cellular component (GO): cytoplasm
Molecular function (GO): protein binding
Source: RefSeq, a predicted model, not a curated record